AUGUUGUGGGACUGCAGAGUGGGAGAACGGUGUGAACAGAUGGCACCAGAGUCCUGUUUGUGGAUCGAUGGGUGGAAGGGUAGUGUGAUCUUUGAGGACGUGGCCAUUCACUUCUCCCAGGAGGAGUGGGGGCUCCUGGAUGAGACUCAGCGGACCCUUUUCCAAGAUGUGAUGCUGGAGAACUUUGCAAUCACAGCCUCCUUGGUCUUGAGAGACAUUCUACACCUGACUGAACUCCAGCCAACAUACUCGGAGUCGAAACUGUGCUUGGACGAGGCAUGUUUUAGAGGUUCCUGGUGUAGUGCAAACCUUCCUCAAUCCCAGAAGCGUCACAGUGAAGAGACAUUUUUCAAAGGAGAUGUGGAUCGGGCCCCAUUUGUAAAGAAGGACUUCUCAUGGAAGUCCUUCCCUUGUGGGGAGAUUAAGAAGGAUGUUCCAGCAGCCGUAGGUCCUUUCCAGCGCCACGCCCAUCUAAAUGGUAAGAAGCUACACAGCCGCACCCGGUGUGAAGAAGCCUUUCACAGAGGAAAGACACGUUCUAUGUGGGAGGAAUCUGAGAAAGAUGCAAACCACAAACACACACUUACUCACCACCAGACUGUCUGCACCGGAGAGGGACUUUUUCAGGGUAGCAAAUGUGGAAAGAGCAUCAUUUGCAAUCAUAGUCUUGUUCAGCAUCAAGUUCGCACUGGAGAAAGGCCUUAUGAGUGUGGUGAGUGUGGAAAGUUCUUUUGCCAGAUCUCUGACUUCCGUGAACACCGCAGAGUUCACACAGGUUCAAAGCCUUAUGAGUAUGGAAAAUGCGAGAAAUACUUGACCUACAACUCCAGCCUCAGCAAACAUCAGAGAGAAAGACUUUACAAGUGCAAAGUAUGUGAGAAAUCCUUUAGCCAAAGCUCCAGCCUCAUUCAGCACUGGAGAGUUCACACAGGGGCAAAGCCUUUUGAAUGUGGCAGAUGUGGGAAGUCCUUCAGCCACAUCUCUACCCUCAUUCACCACCGGAGGGUCCACACUGGAGAGAAACCCUAUGAGUGCAGCGACUGUGGGGAAUUGUUUGGCAGAAGCUCUCACCUUAUUGUGCACAAACGGAUUCACACUGGAGAGAGGCCUUAUGAAUGUGGCGAAUGUGGGAAAUCUUUUAGGCAAAGCUCUGGCCUCAGUCAACACCGGAGAAUUCACACUGGAGAGAGGCCUUAUGAAUGCAAUGAGUGUGAGAAAUCCUUUAGCCGUAAAUCCGACCUCAUUAAACACCAGCGAGUUCACACGGGAGCGAGGCCUUAUGAGUGUGACGAAUGUGGGAAAUCCUUUCGGCAAAGUUCUGGCUUAAUUCAACACUGGAGAGUUCACACCGGAGAAAGGCCUUAUGAGUGUGACAAAUGUGGGAAAUCUUUUAGCCGCAAAUCUGACCUCACUCAACAUCUGAGAGUUCACACUGGAGAAAGUGCUUAG
This is a messenger RNA of Chrysochloris asiatica (Cape golden mole), 1449 nucleotides long. RefSeq names its product zinc finger protein 551-like. The transcript has 3 exons. Bases 1 to 1449 code for a protein of 482 amino acids. Gene Ontology annotation, cellular component: nucleus. NCBI's taxonomy places the organism in Eukaryota, Metazoa, Chordata, Mammalia, Afrosoricida, Chrysochloridae. Gene Ontology annotation, molecular function: RNA polymerase II cis-regulatory region sequence-specific DNA binding; DNA-binding transcription activator activity, RNA polymerase II-specific. The record is from RefSeq and is a predicted model, not a curated record. Gene Ontology annotation, biological process: regulation of transcription by RNA polymerase II.